This is a messenger RNA of Striga hermonthica, 1146 nucleotides long. The record is from the annotation of a GenBank genome assembly. Lineage: Eukaryota; Viridiplantae; Streptophyta; Magnoliopsida; Lamiales; Orobanchaceae.
AUGGAUCAAGAUAUUAUUGAUAAAAUGCAAAGAUUCGAUCUCUCUGCAAAAGAACAUGUUGAAACGCUUGUAUCUGAUGAAGACAUCGAACCUGGGGUCCAGGAGUGUGCUCGUAGCCUUAUAAGCCGAAUUGUAGGCGAAAAAUGGGCAAAUCUCGGCGGGCUUAAAACAACCCUAAACUUGAUAUGGACAACUCGUAAGCCCUUCGCAAUCCGUGUUCUGGAUGAAAAUCUCUUUCAGUUUCUAUUUCAGUCGGAGGAAGACAAGCGAAAGGCUUUAAUCAGAAAAGCAUGGUCUUUCGACGGCCAAUAUCUACUUCUCAAAGAGUGGUGCAAAGAUAGCAUCGAUUUUACCGCGCAUGAGAGAAAAUUAGAGCUGCGGGUACAUAUUCUAAAUUUACCUCUCCACUGGAUAUUGGAGGAAAUUAGUGUUAAAGUGGGAAAAAUCAUUGGGGGGCAGUAUGGUGAUUGCCUAAAAGCCAGCUUUGGGGGUUAUGGGCUUAAUGGUGAUAGUAAGGAGAGAAAAUUUGGCCAGCCUAGUAGCGGAGAGGAGAGCCUGAAGGCACUCUCUCUCACCUCCAUCUUCAACCUCCAUAGCUCAAAAUUUGACCAUCUCUACCAUUUUCUGGCAAGCCCUCGACGCUGGCGACCACCACCUGCCGUCGACCCGCUGCGACUCGCCAGAAAAUUGCGAGCCCAGCCCUGUGCUGCACCUCCCGAGCUCAGCCAGAAAAACGCGAGCCUUUAUCAGCACCGACGAGCCCUUCCCGCACAGGUGACCCUAGCACAACCUACGUCGCGUUGUCCCGUUCCAGUUCUGGCGUCCUUGAGCCACGCGCCACCAGCUUCGCCCGUUCAGCUCCGGUUUCAGCCGAUUUGCGCGUCGUGCAGCUCGUCUCUGUCAUCGAGCCCGCGAAUCUGGUCACCCCCUACCAUACUGUCGCGUUCCAAGCUCUGCCCAGCCAGCUCCGACAUCUGCAACCCCAGCUCGGCCACCAUCUCCAUUUUUCCGGCGAAACCAGUUUCCUCUCGUCGGAAAAAUAGCCCUUCCGAGCUCCAGCAGCUCCCUUUCACGUCCAGCACCUCGGACCCGACCCAAACAGCUCGAGUCCGACCCGGUCAGCAGCUCCACAGCUCCAAGAUCUGA